CUCCUCCAACUGACAGACUUGAGAACAGUCAUGAACGAAGUGACUAAGCAUAUUUUCAACAACGAAAACAUAGAAUACAUAGGAAAAAAGAACUCACACAUAACGAAAGCAAUAGUAGCAAAGCUACGAAUGCGGAAAGCACCAACAGCUUUCAAAUGGGUGAAAGGACACAAGGGUCACGGGCUAAAUGAAGGCGCAGACAAACUCGCAGGAAUUGGCGUGGAGAAAGCUGCCCAUGACGACGUAAACCUGGAGGUUCCUACGGAACUAAAGAUCUCAGGAGCCAGGCUCAACACCAUGACACAGAAAAUAGCAUACAAAGUGAUUAGAAUAGGCAAAGCGAGAGAAACAAAAAAGAGAACCCUGACAAAAAAUAAUGUCGAUAAGAUAAGGGACGACUUCCACCAAGCUUUCAAGAUAAGACUAAAAGAGGAGACAAUAUGGAAAGCAAUAAGGAAACGUGACAGGAUAACAAGGGAGACAGCUCAAUGGAUGUGGAUGUCCAUCCACGAUGCAUACAUGAUAGGCAAUAACUGGCUGAAACCAGACAUGCCUGACGAACUCAAAGCAAGAGCAGAAUGCAAAGCCUGUGGUCAAAUCAAAUCAAUGGAACACAUCCUCUUCACAUGCCAAGCGACAGGAAGAGAGUUGAUUUGGAAAUCGCUGAAUGACAUG
Molecule: messenger RNA, 675 nt
Organism: Epithele typhae
Lineage: Eukaryota; Fungi; Basidiomycota; Agaricomycetes; Polyporales; Epitheliaceae
Exons: 1
Molecular function (GO): RNA-DNA hybrid ribonuclease activity; nucleic acid binding
Source: RefSeq, a predicted model, not a curated record